CUCCUGUAUCGACCGACUUGCUCUCCGCAAGUGUACCGUUGAGUCUAACGGAACACCCCAUCGACCCUCGGAUUGCGAUGGGGGAAAGGACGGCAAGCCGUGUCGGCAACACGUCCGCGGAGCCUACGAGCAGUAUCAGUCCGAACUGGAGGCGCUAGGCUGUAUCUGCCGUAUGUCGCUCGCUCUUGGUCAGGAUUCUUGCUGUAUGCCGCCGCGACGAUCUUCUUUGGAGAGUGAUCAGACUAACUCUCGUGCUUCAAUCACGUUUUGUGCAUCUGCCAGCUUCCACUGUGCGCCUAAGGCGGACGCAUGUGGAUCUACUGCAAAGCCGCGCUCCAGAUCUAGUAAGGGAUGCCCUACGGUCAACGCUACCUCCUGUGCCGAUGCUUGCUGUGGUACCACAAAACCUUCAAUGACCACUAAUCUCACGGGAUCCGCCGACGCCUGUUGUGAUGACAAGAAAUCUUUCCCUGCAGUGUGCGGCACUGCCUGCUGCAGCGAAAAAGAGGUAGUGACCCAAAAAAGAGAAAUCAGACCCGACCCAACGCUGAAUGUCGACCUAGAAAUUGGCUUUUCUGGAAUGGAGCGUGUGAUCCUCAGCAUCUCAGGCAUGACUUGCACUGGAUGCGAGACCAAAUUAUCCCGUACAUUGGCAACACUUCCCGCAAUCACAAACUUGAAGACUAGCCUGGUUCUUUCGCGGGCGGAGUUCGACCUCGAUACCGGCACUACCUCUGUUGUCGAUGCAAUUAAGCAUCUUGAGAGGACGACCGAGUUUAAGUGCGAGCGCGUCACUAAUCAAGGCUCCAGCCUCGAUCUCGUUUGUUGUGGUGAUCCAGCCGAUGUUGUUAAAGGCGAUUGGCCAGGCGGUGUCAUUGAUGUGAAGAUGGUGGACAAGAAGACCAUUCGUGUCAACUUUGACGCGAAGACCAUCGGCUCACGAGAUCUCGUCGAAAAAGGCUGGCCCUACCGUCUGCAACUCGCUCCGCCUCGCACCGAUCCCACCCUAGACGCCAGUGCUAGACAUGUCCGCAAGGUCGGAUAUAUGACCUUAUUAUCCAUUAUCCUGACCAUUCCCGUUCUGGUACUGGCGUGGGCUCCACUUCCAAACAAAGAAAAGUGGAAGAUCCUGUUCAGUUCCAUUUCCCUUGCUCUCGCUACCAUCAUCCAAGUUGUGGUUGCUGGGCCUUUCUAUCCGAAAGCGCUGAAGGCAUUGAUCUUCUCAAGAGUAAUUGAGAUGGAUUUGCUUAUCGUUUUGAGUACGAGCGCGGCAUACAUCUUCUCAGUCGUGGCGUUCGGCUAUCUUGUUGCGCACAAGCCACUGUCCAGCCGCGAAUUCUUUGAAACUAGCACAUUGCUAGUUACGCUCAUCAUGAUUGGUCGCUAUGUUGCUGCGUUGGCACGGCAGAAGGCUGUCGAAUCCAUUUCAAUCCGCUCGUUGCAAACCUCGACCGCUAUCAUCAUGGACAAGGAUGGUUUUGAGAAGGAAAUGGAUGCCAGACUACUUCAGUAUGGCGAUGUUUUUAAAGUAUCUCCAGACUAUAGAAUUCCGACUGAUGGAACCGUCAUCUCUGGCUCUUCUGAGAUUGAUGAGUCUAUGCUGACUGGAGAAUCAAGGCCUAUCGAAAAGUUCAAGGGUUCAUCUGUCGUUGCUGGAUCUAUCAAUGGAUCAGGAGUACUAACCGUUCGGCUCACCCGAAUUCCUGGUGACAACACCAUCAGUACGAUUGCCGGAAUGGUCGACGAAGCAAAGCUAUCGAAGCCGAAAAUCCAGGAGAUUGCUGACAAAGUGGCAGCCUACUUUGUUCCUGUUGUUGUCUCCAUAACAGUCGUUGUAUUCUGCACCUGGUUCGCUAUUGGCAUCACCAUUCAGGACAAAUCCGGAUCUGAGACUGUUAUUCAAGCCAUCACAUAUGCUAUCACGGUACUGAUCGUGUCUUGCCCUUGCGCUAUUGGUCUUGCUGUUCCCAUGGUAAUUGUCGUUGCAACUGGUGUUGCCGCUGAGAGAGGCGUUAUUUUCAAAUCUGCCAAUGCUAUCGAAGUCGCGUACAAGACCGCUCAUGUUGUUUUCGACAAAACCGGGACGCUAACUCAGGGCAAGCUUACUGUCACUCAAGAAGAGUACCCCAGCACUUCUCCCAGUACAAAAGCUCUGCUAUUGGGUCUGAUCGGGGACAACAAACAUCCGGUUUCCAUUGCAGUUGCAAGUCACCUUAAAACAAAAGGUGUCAUAGCCACAACAGUAUCCGACCCUCAGAACAUAGUCGGCAAAGGUAUCGAAGGUGCUUUUGCAGGUCGCACUCUCCGUGCAGGUAAUUCUCGAUGGCUCGGCUUUUCGGACGACCCAAUUGUUCAUUCCAUAACAUCCCAGGGCUAUACUGCCUUUUGCUUUGCAGUGGACGGCUCUCUCGCUGCCGUGUUCGGCCUUGAAGAUUCUCUGCGUGAGGAUACUCUCUCUACCAUCACCGAGCUGCAGCAACACCAGAUAACGGUUCAUGUCCUCUCCGGUGAUGAUGAUGGUGCUGUCCGAGCGGUCGCAUCUCAACUGCAGAUUCCUGAUUCCAAUGUGCGAUCCCGCUGCACUCCGACAGAUAAGCAAUCUUACAUCAAGGACCUCCUCGCCACAUCCGACCCACGAGGAUCGAAAAAGAAAGCGAGAAGACCCGUUGUCAUGUUCUGUGGCGAUGGAACCAACGACGCUGUCGCUCUUGCCCAGGCCACCAUCGGCGUACAUAUGAACGAAGGCACCGACGUCGCUAAAUCUGCCGCAGAUAUUGUUCUCAUGCGACCGAGUCUGUCCGGCAUUCUCAUCGCCAUAACUGUCAGCCGAAAAUCAAUCCAUCGGAUCGCUUUCAACUUUGGCUGGAGUUUUGUGUACAAUAUGUUUGCUAUCCUGCUUGCUUCCGGUGCCUUUGUGCAUGUCCAUAUUCCGCCAGAGUAUGCAGGGCUGGGUGAGCUGGUUAGCGUUUGCCCAGUGAUUGCGGCAGGCGUUCUGUUGAAGUGGGCAAGUAUUUAG
Molecule: messenger RNA, 3016 nt
Organism: Bipolaris sorokiniana ND90Pr
Lineage: Eukaryota; Fungi; Ascomycota; Dothideomycetes; Pleosporales; Pleosporaceae
Exons: 2
Coding region: 173-3016 (947 amino acids)
Biological process (GO): monoatomic cation transport
Cellular component (GO): membrane
Molecular function (GO): ATPase-coupled monoatomic cation transmembrane transporter activity; ATP binding; ATP hydrolysis activity
Source: RefSeq, a predicted model, not a curated record